AAUGAUGACAAAUGUAAUUUAUCAGAUGGAACUUCAUAAGUCCAAAUUAUAAGCAAAUUUUUCACAAACAGGGGGGACUACUCUCGGAGUUGUUACUGUGGGAACUUAUUUAGUUGUCAUCAUGGCGGCUCAUUGUGACCGUGGGAGUUAUGAAUACUUCUGUAUUGUACGAAACAAAUCGAGUGUGCAUAUAUGGAAGCGUGUUGAUUCUGCAGUAUGUCUGUGGAACGUUUCAUCGAGACUGACUUCCCAAUGAGCAACAUGGCUGAUUGACAGUUUUCCGAGCAGCAUCAUUUCAAUUAAGAAAGCAGGACCAUGUUUUAUCGACGGUAUCGCCACUCGAUAUCCAACAUGGAGCGCGCAGGUCACAUCACUGGUGGCCUGAAUGGCUCUGCUAAAUGUGUCACACUGGUCACUGUGGAAACUUUGAACAACAAAGACCAGUCGCAAAGCCUGAGCUUUCCAAACGACAAACCUCGCAAAAAGAAAAAGAAAAAAUCUACAAGCAAACACAGAAAAUCUUUGAGUGAAGUUAUAACUGUUCCUCACGGAAGCAUGUUAAGAGAUACCUCAAGUCUUUCCGAUUCAGACGUGAAGAAAAAGGAAGAUUCCAAAGUGAAAAAGCUGCCCAACAUCCUGUCACCUGGGAGACUGGAGGAACUGGCGACUCCCCCCCCUCGUCAACUCUCACUUCCUGUGCAUCUGGUCAUGAAGAGCAACGAGAAGAAGAAAAAACUCCCACUGCUUGCCGCCAUAAAACCGGAAAAUGAGAAGUCGGAGAAAGAGCGCUUCAUGCGAGCAAAUUUCAAUUACAAUCCGUACUUUGUGUAUCGAGGCUGUGUUGAUGAUGAUGUGAUGGACAAGUUCAGAGAUCCUUCUGACAAGUAUAUUCCACAUGCUAUUCUGAUCAUGGAAAAAGCCAUCAGUUACUUUGGAACGUAUGAAACUUUUGAGGAAGUCACUGGUGGCAGAAUUUUGAGCAAGUCUCAAAUAUACUCGCUGGUAAAAAAGUACUUGAAAAAUGAGGAACUUGAGGAUGAAGUGACCUUGAACCUGAGUGAGGACAUGCUGAGCCGAGGAUCCAUGACCAGGUCAAAGGGCAAGGCCAUGCUGAACGUGCGUUGUGUGAACCUGAGGGAGUGCUGGGCCGAGGGUCUGCUGAGACACGAACUGGGUACUCACUAUCUUCGUAGCUGCAACACUCGCUACCAGCCCUGGCACAGCUGGCGUGUGCGUCGUGAUCUUGGUAUGGGGCCGAUCAACCCGACAGAGGAGGGGCUCGCGUCGCUACACAGCGUGCUGUUCAGGGACCGCCCCUACCUGUGGCGUGCUGCUCUGCUCUACUACACCACGUUCAUGGCCUCGCGACUGUCCUUCAAGGAACUCUUCAUGGACAUUGAAAAGUUUGUCUACAACCCAAACGUGCGCUGGGACUAUUGCCUGCGAGCCAAGAGGGGACAGGAAGAUACAUCCAGGCCAGGGUGCUUUUGCAAGGAUCAGGUGUAUCUAGAUGGGGCUCUGCAGUUGCUGAAACGACGGAGAGUUCUCGACUUUCAUCUUCUCGUGCGACUCGGAAAGAUUUCUUACGAGGAUGUUGACAGGGAAUGUGUCACCGAAAUAGCUCAACUGGAGAACACUCGCAUCCCGUGGUUCAUGAAUGACCUGACUAUUUACAGGAGACAACUGGACCACAUCGCUUACACCAAUGGCCUUACGGACGACGUACUCAGCUCUGCCGAGUGACUCGUUGAUCGCACACAGAAGAGUGACUCGUUGAUCUCACACAGAAGGAUGGGAAUAGUUUGUUUUACCGCUACUUUUUGGCGGUUCAUUUUUGCCUCAUCUCAACAGAAGCAUUUAGAGUUGACAAUCAAAUGCUGGUAUAAGUGAAAUCAAUUUUUUAAAUUUUCACAAAAGGGUAAAAUGUUGUACGAUAGGCAGUUAUCAGUUGGUGUCUUUGUCAGUUAAAAAUGUUUAUGUAGUUAAAUUUAGGAGUUUAGCCGUGAUACUUGCAGCAUGGGCACUGUCAUUACUGAGUCCACAGAACCAGUACAUUGUGAAAU
Aplysia californica (California sea hare) is the source of this 2063-nucleotide messenger RNA. RefSeq lists its product as uncharacterized. NCBI's taxonomy places the organism in Eukaryota, Metazoa, Mollusca, Gastropoda, Aplysiida, Aplysiidae. The coding region runs from base 316 to 1743 and encodes 475 amino acids. The record is from RefSeq and is a predicted model, not a curated record. The transcript is spliced from 6 exons.